AUGGCGAGCUUUACACAUACACUUGGUACUCCAACUGAGUCUUGGUUGCCUCUACUGCGUGAUGCUAAUGCAACGCCUGAUUCACCCGAUCAGACUCCCAUGAUGGCUGACGACGCUCCCCUGCCGAGUCAAACGUUGAACUCAAUCAACUUCAUAAAAACGCAAUUUUUGCACGUCUGCCUGUUCCUAAUCAACUCUUUCCUCGAUUCUUUCCUAAUCAACUUGUUGCUAUCUACAAGGGCGACCGAUUCGCCCGGUCAGGCCCCCAUCAUGGCUGACGAAACUCACCUGCAGAGUCAAAAGCUGAACUCCAUCGACCGUAUGGUAGUCCUACAGAAUAACAACUUGACCGAGGGGGUGACGAUCAACAUCUUCUCGAAUGACUGCACCGGUUCCAUGAACAAGCUAGAACGCGUCAUCCCAAGCGGCUCAACUACAGCCCACCGACUUAGAGCCUCCGUUGGUCAGGUAGCUGGCUCCAGUUGA
Molecule: messenger RNA, 486 nt
Organism: Suillus paluster
Lineage: Eukaryota; Fungi; Basidiomycota; Agaricomycetes; Boletales; Suillaceae
Exons: 3
Coding region: 1-486 (161 amino acids)
Source: RefSeq, a predicted model, not a curated record